GUGGACUGAUAACGAUUGUAAACCCAAAGCAGAGGAGAAAGAGGUGGAUGUAACCAUCGAUGGUUUCAUCAUAGAGCACAGCGUCUCUGGAUAAUUCAAGGAGCUUUACUAUCUAAGAAUGCAAAGGGGCAGAGAAAGGAUGGAGAGAGAAAAGGUGUCAGAGCUGAAUCAGUGUAAGAGGAGGUUGAGAGUGUGUGUGGCGACAUGCAACAGAGCGGACUACUCCAAGCUGGCCCCCAUCAUGUUUGGGAUCAAAUCCCAUCCUGACGAGUUUGAACUGGAAGUCGUGGUGCUUGGGUCACAUCUUAUUGAUGACUACGGGAACACUUUUCGGAUGAUCGAGCAGGAUGACUUUGACAUCGGCUCCAAGCUGCACACUAUUGUGAGAGGAGAGGAUGAGGCGGCCAUGGUGGAGAGCGUUGGGCUGGCCCUGGUGAAACUCCCUGAUGUCCUGCAGAGGCUGCACCCUGACAUCCUGGUCGUCCAUGGUGACCGCUUUGACGCACUCGCCCUGGCUACGGCUGCAGCGCUGAUGAACAUAAGAAUACUUCACUUGGAGGGGGGAGAGGUGAGUGGUACAAUUGAUGACUCGAUUCGCCACGCCAUCAGUAAACUGGCCCAUUACCACGCCUGCUGUACACGCAGGGCAGAGCAGUACCUCAUCGCCAUGUGCGAGGACCAUUCCCGCAUCUUGCUGGCUGGUUGCCCUUCAUAUGAUAAGCUGCUGUCAACUCACCACAGAGAAGACUAUAAGGAUAUUAUUAAGGCCUGGCUGGGUGACAAGGUGCAGGAGCAAGACUAUAUUGUGGCUUUGCAGCACCCUGUCACCACAGACAUCCAGCACUCCAUUAAGAUCUAUGGGCUGAUGCUGGAUGCCCUACUCUCCUUUAACAAGACGACCCUCAUUCUCUUCCCUAACAUUGAUGCCGGUAGUAAGGAGAUGGUGCGCGUGAUGCGGAAAAAGGGCAUCGAGCAGCACCCCAAUUUCCGAGCAGUGAAGCACAUUCCCUUUGAGCAGUUCAUCCAGCUGGUCUGCCACGCCGGCUGCAUGAUCGGAAACAGCAGCUGUGGAGUGCGAGAGGCAGGGGCCUUCGGCACGCCCGUCAUUAACCUGGGAACAAGACAAACUGGCAGAGAGACAGGCGAAAAUGUUCUACAUGUCAGAGAUGCUGAUACUCACAAUAAGAUCUACCACGCUCUGGAGUUGCAGUUUGGAAAGAGAUACCCCUGCUCUAAGAUUUAUGGUGAUGGCAACGCAGUGCCUCGUAUUCUCAAGUUUCUGCGUACCAUUGACCUGGAUGAGCCCCUCCAGAAGACCUUCUGUUUCCCCACGGUGAAAGACUCCAUCUCUCAGGACAUUGAUCACAUCCUGGAGACACAGAGCGCUAUGUCCAUCGACCUGGGAGGAACCAACCUCAGAGUGGCUAUCGUCUGCAUGAAGGGUAAGAUAGUAAAGAAGUACACUCAGCCCAAUCCGAAGACCUUCGAGGCCAGGAUGCAGCUCAUAUUAAAGAUGUGUACCGAUGCCAUGCGGGACGCUGUCUCCUUCAACUGCAGAAUACUUGGUGUCGGAGUGUCCACGGGCGGGCGUGUAAACCCACAAGAAGGUGUGGUCCUACACUCGACAAAGCUGAUCCAGGAAUGGUCCUCAGUGGACCUGAGAACACCCAUCUCCGACGCCCUGCACCUACCCGUCUGGGUCGACAACGACGGCAACUGCGCUGCGUUGGCUGAGAAGAAGUUCGGUCAUGGCAAAGGAGUGGAAAACUUUGUGACGGUCAUUACAGGAACAGGUAUUGGAGGAGGGAUUAUCCAUCACAGUGAGCUGGUCCAUGGCAGUACCUUCUGCGCUGCAGAGCUGGGUCACAUCAUGGUUUCAUUAGAGGGCCCAGAGUGUUCAUGUGGCAGCCGCGGAUGCAUAGAGGCCUAUGCGUCCGGCAUGGCCCUGCAGAGAGAGGCCAAAAGGCUGCAUGACGAGGACCUGCUGAAGGUGGAGGGGAUGGAUAUGAAGCUUUCAGAGCCAAUCACAGCUGCCCACCUCAUCAACGCAGCCAGACUGGGGAACUCCAAAGCUGAUGCCAUUCUGAACAAGGCUUCCACAGCUCUCGGUGUGGGCAUCAUCAACAUCCUCCACAUAGUGAACCCCUCGCUGGUGAUUCUGUCUGGAGUCUUGGCCUCUUACUACCAAAUGCCAGUGCAGCACAUCAUCAAAGAGAGAGCGCUCUUUUCUGCCCAGAGCAUCAAAGUUGUCACAUCAGACUUGGAGGAACCUGCAUUACUUGGAGCUGCUAGCAUGGUGUUAGACUAUACAACCAGAAGGACAUAUUAAAGGAUAUAGCCCUGAUUUACCAUGGACCCUACCAACAACAUGACUGCAAAACUGAAGUGCCCAGAUAGAUACAUCAGCAUAUCUAAGGCAUACAUUUCUAAGACUAAAAGACAAUGUGUUAAAACCAUCAUGUCAAUGUUUAAGAUGAGAUGAGGCAAAUAUUAAAAAAAAAGAAUAAAUAGAAAAAUAUAUAUAUAUAUACAUUUUUUUUUUAUUAUUAUUAUUUCCUGGUUGUUGAUAACCUUGCUGAACACAGUUUUACUUGUGUGAUACUUCCAUGUAUGAAGUGGUUCCAUUGCACAGACCAGAAAUCCCACCUGUCUUUCAAACCCACGUAGGCAAGGUUUAAUGAAGCCCCGGAGCUUUUUUUGAACAAAGCAUAUACUUUAGAGUAAACUACAAAGCCUUCUGCAAGGUAAAUUGUCCCACACAGGACAGGACUGGCCUACUUUACUUGUUACAUGAUGUGGUUUUUAAUGGAAAGGUCCUUUAAGAAAUAGAAAGCUUGUUUCAGAUGUGACCAAAAAUAUUGCUGAGACAUGCUCCCUUAGCUUCAUCUCUGUUCUCUCUAAACGCUUGUUUUCUCACUUUUCUUUAAAUCUUGUAUGAAGUAUGGAUUUCCAUCCUUUUUUCGGAUAAGGGUGACUUAUGUUACAUUUCCAUGUUUUGUUAUUAAUUAAAUUAUUUAAGGUGUUGUUGGUAAAUUACAAAAGUGCUUUUACAAGGGUAGUAUAGUUGGUGCUCUUGGAUGUUUUAGAGGUAUUAAAUCAUUAUUAUAAAAUGAGUAUAAUGCUAUACUGGCUCAUUAAUGAAAUAUGAAGGCAGCAACUUGUUUAGCCUUAUUGCUGCUACACUAUAUUUGGGGCCUUAGGAUGAAUCUUUUGACUGAAUCAGUUUAAGCAAUUUCUCUUUCUUUCAUGCCUUUCGGAGAUAUAUUUCAUCUCUGUUGUUUCAUAUGUACUGUUAUAAACUUUUGAAGUAUUGUAGUUUUAAUUGUACACAGACAACAUGCAGCUAUUACAAAAACACGAAAUAUCUUUUAAUUUACAUCCUUGAAAUGUGUAAAAUGUGUGUUUAUUGAUAAAUAAACCCCAAUAAGAGUCA
Messenger RNA from Seriola dumerili (greater amberjack), 3433 nucleotides. It is a transcript of the gene gne, whose product is annotated as glucosamine (UDP-N-acetyl)-2-epimerase/N-acetylmannosamine kinase. Gene Ontology annotation, molecular function: hydrolase activity, hydrolyzing O-glycosyl compounds; N-acylmannosamine kinase activity; UDP-N-acetylglucosamine 2-epimerase activity. The record is from RefSeq and is a predicted model, not a curated record. The transcript has 14 exons. Gene Ontology annotation, biological process: UDP-N-acetylglucosamine metabolic process. Bases 119 to 2329 code for a protein of 736 amino acids. Lineage: Eukaryota; Metazoa; Chordata; Actinopteri; Carangiformes; Carangidae.